AAAACCGGAUAAAUAUCCAUUCAUAAUGAAUCCCUCAUGCAGUGCAAAAAUUCAGAUUGGUCUGAAGUUUCUAAAAAGCGUACUUUUCUCAUAUAGUCAGCAAUUCUUAUUCUUACUUUGAUCUUAACUUCCCAAGUAUCAAAGCGAUUGUUCUCUUCCUAUGAUGUGUUGCUUUGGUCUGUCUAGUGGAUCUCCUCCGAUCCACUCACGUCCUCCUGUUCCAUCCCGGGUCAUCGCCAUACUUCCCCCCACCUAUCGCCCCAGUUGCAACAUUGCCAGCAUGCCUGUUAUUGUCGAGCCAUACAUACACAGAACUAUCGUGCCCACGCCGCAUGGUAUACACCUACCACAUCAAUCUUCGCAUCACCCUUUACAUCAUGGCAAUUCAGGAUACCGAAGGGAACGAAGCUUGUCGCUUCAUCAUGGGUCGAGGAUGCAUCAUGCAUAAGGGUCUAGUAAACCUGAUAAUGGAUUGUUUGGGAGGCAUCAUUGAAGUGAGAAAAGGGGAAGAGUGGAUAAGUCGCU
Messenger RNA from Botrytis byssoidea, 525 nucleotides. RefSeq lists its product as uncharacterized. NCBI's taxonomy places the organism in Eukaryota, Fungi, Ascomycota, Leotiomycetes, Helotiales, Sclerotiniaceae. The transcript has 2 exons. Bases 161 to 448 code for a protein of 95 amino acids. The record is from RefSeq and is a predicted model, not a curated record.